Messenger RNA from Glycine soja, 802 nucleotides. RefSeq names its product auxin-induced protein 22E-like. Gene Ontology annotation, cellular component: nucleus. Gene Ontology annotation, biological process: regulation of DNA-templated transcription. NCBI's taxonomy places the organism in Eukaryota, Viridiplantae, Streptophyta, Magnoliopsida, Fabales, Fabaceae. The transcript has 4 exons. Bases 170 to 784 code for a protein of 204 amino acids. Gene Ontology annotation, molecular function: protein binding. The record is from RefSeq and is a predicted model, not a curated record.
UUCCAUUCUUCAAUCAAUCUCUUUACCUAAUUAUAUAUAUAUAUACACAUCUUUCUCUCUUUCUCAGAAAUCAGAAUUGAGCAAGCGAUUGGAUUUGGAUAACUGAAGGUGAUCAUCAUUUUAGAUAUUAUUAUAAGAAGUUCAUCAAAUAAUUGAUCAGAAAUAUUCGAUGGGGAGCUUUGAAACUGAGCUGAAUCUUAAGGCCACAGAGUUGAGGUUGGGAUUACCCGGCUGUGAUGAAACUCAUGACAAAAGUUCAUCCAGUAGUGGAUCUGUUGUUAGAAGCAACAAGAGAUCUUCACCAGAACCCAGUGUGGAAGAGUCCAGGUGCAACUCUAAUGGUUCUUCAGAUUCUACCACCACAAGUGAUCAUGAUGAAGACAGUGUCCAACCUGCAAAGGUACAAGUAGUGGGGUGGCCACCAAUUAGAUCUUUUAGGAAGAACAGUCUGCAACAACAGAAGAAGGUGGAGCAGCAGGGUGAUGGAAGUGGAACGUAUUUGAAAGUGAGCAUGGCUGGUGCACCUUACUUGAGGAAGAUAGAUCUGAAGGUUUACAAUAGCUACCCAGAACUCCUCAUGGCCUUGCAAAAUUUGUUCAAGUGCACAUUUGGUGAAUAUUCAGAGAGGGAAGGUUACAAUGGAUCUGAAUACGCUCCUACUUAUGAAGACAAGGAUGGUGACUGGAUGCUGGUUGGAGAUGUUCCAUGGAACAUGUUUGUAUCCUCCUGCAAGAGGCUGAAAAUAAUCAAAGGAUCAGAAGCAAAGGGGUUGGGUUGUUUGUGACCAACAAAACUUGCAAAA